Capsaspora owczarzaki ATCC 30864 is the source of this 1197-nucleotide messenger RNA. RefSeq lists its product as hypothetical. Gene Ontology annotation, molecular function: NADP binding; 2-dehydropantoate 2-reductase activity. Bases 31 to 1128 code for a protein of 365 amino acids. Gene Ontology annotation, cellular component: cytoplasm. The record is from RefSeq and is a predicted model, not a curated record. The transcript is spliced from 4 exons. NCBI's taxonomy places the organism in Eukaryota, Filasterea, Ministeriida, Capsasporidae.
GCUUUCUGUUUGACUGUUCAAACCAUCAUCAUGGUCCGCGUCGCUGUGCUGGGUGCUGGAUGCAUCGGAAAUUACGUGAUUGGCUCGCUUGUCUAUGGGUCGCUUCAAAGUCCACCUGGCGAGCAGAUCGAGGCAAUCCUCGUUGGUCGUGAUCGCCUCAAGAAAGCCGUGGCAGAGCGCAACGGACUGGCCUUGUCGAGCUAUCUGCAGCGCGCAGAUCAGGCUCCGCUCCAGGUGCCAUUAAAGCGGUCGGGACAGGCCGGGAUUUCAGUCAUCACCGACAUUCAGCUCCUCGUGCGCGAGCACCUGGAUGCCGUCUUCAUUGCAGUCAAGCUCGCAGAUACUGCUGCUCUGAUCCCCGUGCUGAAGCAGCUUCCAACAAGCGUGCAGAUCAUCACGUUGCAAAACGGCGUCCAAGGCAUCGCUCAGCUGCAAGAAAUGCUACCCGAGCAUGUGAUUGUUGCGGGCAGUGUGCCGUUCAAUGUCCGAGAGAGCGGGCCUGCUGCCUACCAUCAAGGAUCGUCGGGAGCGCUGUGCUUUGAACAAACGUUGGACCCGAGACUCCGGGCUGCGUUUGCUCGCGCACCGCCUGGCGUGGCCAACCCAAACUACUACGACCGGUCUGGCAUUAUGAGCAUCCUUUACGGCAAGCUCGUCAUCAAUCUGAACAACUCUCUGAAUGCACUGACCGGCAUUCCUCUGCGCGACCAGUUCCUGAGCAAGAGUCUCCGCCGCAUCCUUAGCUUUAUGCAAACCGAGGCCUUGGCUGUUCUCGCUGCUGCCCGUAUUCCCACAAAGGCAUUUGUGCCCGUCCCCUUGUGGGUCGUGCCGUGGGUGCUCUGUCUCCCGGAUUGGCUCUUUCCAAUCGUCUCGGCGACAUCAAUCAAUAUUGAUCCCACCGCCCGAAGCUCCAUGUAUGACGACCUCACUUUACAUCGCAAGACUGAGUUGUCCUUUUUGAAUGGAGAAAUCCAGCGACUCGCUCGAUUGCAUGGCAUCGCAACACCUGUCAUUGACAAGAUUUCAGAGCUUGUUUGCGCUGCCGAAGCCGCCAACGCGGGCUCGCCGCAAAUGUCCAGCGAUACCCUGGUUGCAGAGUUGCGAGUAGUAGCUCCAGGCAAAUUUUGAUAUUGCGACUUUUUGCUCAGCUGUGGUACCUCUAUGUGAUGCACGUGUGAAUAAAGUUGUCGACUUGUG